Beta vulgaris subsp. vulgaris (sugar beet) is the source of this 2390-nucleotide messenger RNA. Its product is annotated as ABC transporter E family member 2. The record is from RefSeq and is a predicted model, not a curated record. The transcript has 13 exons. Bases 240 to 2057 code for a protein of 605 amino acids. Gene Ontology annotation, biological process: ribosomal subunit export from nucleus; translational initiation; translational termination. Gene Ontology annotation, molecular function: iron ion binding; ribosomal small subunit binding; ATP binding. Lineage: Eukaryota; Viridiplantae; Streptophyta; Magnoliopsida; Caryophyllales; Amaranthaceae.
GUCAAAAAAACAAAAGGGGAACACAACACAUACAUACUACAUAGAAAGGAAGAAGUCUCAACUCUCUAACCCUAGCCCUGGAUUCCAAUUUACAGCUCUCUUCGAGGAGCAGAUAAAGAAGAAUCCCAAAGAGGGAUUGCGGGCAAAUUAAGCUAUUUUCGAGGAAGUCGCAAAUUUUGAUCUUCAACAAAAUUUAAGUGUUUUUGGUGGUUUGGUCCUUAUAGACAACAAGAAGAAGGAUGUCGGACCGUCUUACACGUAUUGCAAUUGUGAGCUCUGAUCGGUGCAAGCCAAAAAAGUGCCGCCAGGAGUGCAAAAAGAGCUGUCCUGUGGUUAAGACAGGCAAACUAUGUAUUGAGGUUACUUCUGCAGCAAAACUUGCUUUUAUUUCGGAAGAGCUGUGCAUUGGAUGUGGUAUUUGUGUCAAGAAAUGUCCUUUUGAAGCAAUUCAGAUCAUUAAUCUUCCAAAAGAUCUGGACAAGGAUACAACACAUCGUUAUGGUCCCAAUACUUUCAAAUUACACAGGUUGCCUGUCCCGAGGCCUGGGCAGGUUCUUGGCUUAGUCGGAACAAAUGGUAUUGGGAAGUCUACUGCUCUUAAAGUUUUAGCUGGGAAAUUGAAGCCCAACUUGGGGAGGUUCAAUAACCCACCUGAUUGGCAGGAAAUCCUGACAUACUUCCGAGGAUCGGAAUUGCAAAAUUAUUUUACGCGCAUAUUGGAAGAUAAUUUGAAGGCUAUUAUUAAGCCCCAAUAUGUGGACCAUAUUCCAAAAGCAGUCCAGGGCAAUGUUGGGCAGGUCCUAGAGCAGAAAAAUGAGAGAGAUAUGAAGGCUGAACUCUGUAAUGAUCUGGAGCUGAAUGUAGUUCUGGAUCGUAACGUCGGAGAUCUCUCUGGUGGUGAAUUGCAGAGGUUUGCAAUUGCAGUUGUUGCUAUACAGAGUGCUGAGAUAUAUAUGUUUGAUGAGCCUUCAAGUUAUCUGGAUGUCAAACAAAGGCUCAAAGCUGCCCAAGUCGUGAGAUCAUUGCUUAGGCCUAAUAGCUAUGUUAUUGUCGUGGAGCAUGAUCUUAGUGUUUUAGACUAUCUUUCAGACUUCAUUUGCUGCUUAUAUGGUAAACCGGGUGCAUAUGGAGUUGUCACCCUGCCAUUUUCUGUUCGAGAAGGAAUCAAUAUAUUCUUGGCAGGAUUUGUACCUACAGAAAAUCUUCGUUUUCGUGAUGAAUCCCUUACCUUCAAGGUUGCUGAGACACCUCAAGAUAAUGCGGAGGAGGUUGAGACAUAUGCUCGAUACAGAUACCCAACGAUGACAAGAACCCAGGGUGGUUUUAGACUGCAUGUUGUGGAAGGUGAAUUUACAGAUUCACAGAUUAUUGUGAUGUUGGGAGAAAAUGGAACUGGGAAGACAACAUUUAUUCGUAUGCUGGCUGGACUUGUGAAGCCUGAUACUGUGGAAGGAUCUGAUGUCGAAGUACCUGAAUUCAAUGUUUCUUACAAGCCCCAGAAGAUCAGUCCGAAAUUCCAGUCUACUGUGAGGCACCUACUACAUCAAAAGAUUAGGGAUUCAUAUACUCAUCCCCAGUUUUGCUCAGAUGUUAUGAAGCCUCUUCAGAUUGAGCAAUUGAUGGAUCAAGAAGUUGUGAAUCUAUCUGGUGGAGAAUUGCAGAGAGUUGCUUUGGCUUUGUGCUUGGGGAAGCCUGCAGAUAUUUAUUUGAUUGAUGAACCGAGUGCAUACCUUGAUUCUGAGCAGCGUAUUGUGGCUUCAAAGGUGAUAAAGAGAUUUAUUCUCCAUGCCAAGAAGACGGCAUUUGUUGUUGAACACGAUUUUAUCAUGGCGACUUAUCUAGCGGACAGAGUGAUUGUGUAUGAAGGGACACCAUCAGUUGAUUGUACGGCAAACUCCCCGCAAUCAUUGUUGACAGGAAUGAAUCUUUUCUUAUCUCAUCUGGAUAUUACAUUUAGAAGGGACCCAACUAAUUAUCGACCAAGGAUUAACAAGCUAGAAUCCACAAAGGAUAGGGAGCAGAAGUCUGCUGGAACAUAUUAUUACCUGGAUGAUUGAUUUGAUUUUCACACAGGUCCGAUCUUCACAAGAGUUUAUGGUAGUGACCUCAAGGGUAUAUUGUCCAAUAGCAUUGGACAUGCUGCUGGCUAUUGUUUUAUCAGAGACCACGAGGAUUGAUCAGCCAUCAUUUCUCCUCCUGGCAUACUGAGUUCUGUUCACAUGAGCUUGUAUUAUUAUUCCGUGUAGCGUUAGAUCUCUGCUGUUGUGACCAAUUUUGCACCCAAGUUUGGGCAGGAGGUUUCGUUAGCCCACCGGUUUUACAUACUAGCUAGUGCGAGUGGAUUUUGUCGUGGCCAAUUCUGGCAUUUAUCAUAAUUUCAAUUUUCUCUU